Rhodotorula graminis WP1 is the source of this 1917-nucleotide messenger RNA. Its product is annotated as glycosyltransferase family 71 protein. Lineage: Eukaryota; Fungi; Basidiomycota; Microbotryomycetes; Sporidiobolales; Sporidiobolaceae. The transcript is spliced from 14 exons. Gene Ontology annotation, cellular component: Golgi apparatus. The record is from RefSeq and is a predicted model, not a curated record. Gene Ontology annotation, biological process: mannan biosynthetic process. The coding region runs from base 1 to 1917 and encodes 638 amino acids. Gene Ontology annotation, molecular function: alpha-1,2-mannosyltransferase activity.
AUGCCGACCGCCUCGACCUCCUCGUCGCGUCGCCAUGACGAGGUGCCGCUCCUGCCCCUGUCCUCCUACGAGCGAGGCGCAACCGACCGCAAGGGCUCUCCGACAUCCAGCCUGCCGCCCUGUACGCCUCCCCCGCCUAGCGGCCGCCAGAACUCGUCGUCUCGCCUUCCACCUCGCCGCGGCAUCAUCUGGUCCACGCUCGCCCUCGUCUCGCUGUUCAUCUACGGCAUCCACGUCGCGUCGUCCGAGGGCAAGGGCGCUUCAUCUUCGAGCCGAUGGACGGCAUCGUCUUUUCGCGGCGCAGUCGUCCCAGCGCCGGCCGACCUCGACGCACGGUUCGAGCGGGCUCGUCAUCCGCUGUCGAGUGAUGCGACAACGCGCGAGCGCCUCGCGGCGUGGGAGCGGGACGCGCCGGGCUGGGGAGUCGAGGGCGCAGACUGGGUCCGCAAGAGCGACGAGUUCUGCCCGCUGUACCGCAUCCGGCCCGUCCAGAACUUCAACCAGUUUAACGACGCGCACGUCGCCUGGCAUUCGCUCAACACGUCGCACGUCAUGGGCCUGAGGCGCGAGAUGAUCGGCUAUCUGCGAGCGAGAGAGAAGGAGGGUGCGCUGAGCGAGGCGGCAUGGGGAACGGGUAAGGGUCUCGUCUUUACCGCCGGCAACGCCGACACCUUCUCGCGCGUCCUCAUCACGCUCAAGAUGCUCCGCAACCACCUGUACACGACGUUGCCGUCCGAGGUCUUUUCGUUCCCGGGCGAGGAGCCGAGCGAGGAGAUCCGCCGCGAGCUCGAGGCGCACGGUGCGCAGCUGCGUGUUGUCGAGGACGCGACGAGGGACCCGAGUCGCAAGAAGAACUUCCACAUCAAGGCUCCCGCCAUCAUCCGCUCGCGGUUCCGCGAGGUCCUCUUCCUCGACAGCGACAACAUCCCGACCGCGUCGCUCAUGCCGGUCGACUCGCCUGUACCUCGAGCUAUUCUCGACGCCGCCGAGGACGAGCGCGACCCGUGGAUGCGCUCGGCCGCCGACGGUCGGCGAGAGGAGGUUUGGGGCAAGCCUGCGGGCCUGUGGGAGUCGAAAGCCUACGAGCGGCACGGCGCCAUGUUCUGGCCCGACUAUUGGCGCACACAAGCCGACAACGCCAUCUGGUCCAUCAUCGGCGUACCCUGUCGCGACGAGUGGGAGCAGGAGGCCGGCCAAAUCCUCGUCGACAAGAGCCGCAACCUCGAUGCGCUCCUCCUCGCCGAGUGGAUGAUGGACUCGAGCCGGUUCAAGUUCUGGUUCAACCUGUCGGACGGCGACAAAGACCUAUUCCGAUUCGCGUGGUUAGCGCUACGCCGGCGUUGGGGCGUUCCCGGGCGAUAUGUCUCGGUCGGCGCUCUUCCUCGAAACACUGCGAGCGGCUUCUGUGGUCACACCAUGCUCCAGAACGACCACCUCGGCAAGCCCAUGUUCGUGCACGCCAACCUCCUCAAGCAGAUACCGUCCGGCGUCGGCCCCGGUAACGCUUGGGGUCGUCAUCGUCAAGUGCGCACGCAGCCCAACUCGCUCCCCCUCGGCUCGGGCGCGGCGACGUUCGGCUCGUCGCGCGCGCUCGAGACGAUCGAGCCGCUCGUCGACGAGGGCGUCGACUGCGACAUGCUCGCCGACGUGCGGGACAACGGCACGUCGCUCGGCGGUACGGCGUCGCCGAGGGGCUUUCAUGGCGGGUGGAACAUCGCUCUCUGCAUCGACACGCGGUGGGACGACCCUCGCUCGGACGACGAUCGCGCCGCGCCGCCGGCCUCGGACGGCUUCGAGGUCCGCUUCGACGGCGGCGAGGCUCUCGAGAUUGUCCAGUGGAGCGACGAGCCUCGGCUGCGAGGCUUCGAGGCGGCCUUCUUUGCCGAGGGCGGCAAGUUGAACGCGCAGGGUUUUUAG